Volvox carteri f. nagariensis is the source of this 1106-nucleotide messenger RNA. RefSeq lists its product as uncharacterized. The transcript has 4 exons. NCBI's taxonomy places the organism in Eukaryota, Viridiplantae, Chlorophyta, Chlorophyceae, Chlamydomonadales, Volvocaceae. The coding region runs from base 535 to 1092 and encodes 185 amino acids. The record is from RefSeq and is a predicted model, not a curated record.
AUAUAGGCAAUAUUGCGAUAUGAUUACGAUCAUCGAUGGACCUUGAGGAAGAGUGUGCUACAUGCAUAGCCAGAAACGAAGUUAGCAGAGCUUGGUCUUUUGCAUUCACCUCCCCAGUCCAAGAAAAUUACAAGCACUGGAUUGAAAUCCUGCCGACUUCGUAGAAGGAUCGACCAAGCAGUGCAGCCGGCGGUCGACCUUGUCCGCCCUUCAUCACGGCACAGUAGGAGAGAGGUCACAGCCAUUACAGGAUCUGAUACCACUGAAGAGUCCGAGGAAUACUGUGAAUUGGAAUCAGCACAUGAGCGCAUGGAGGCCAUUCAGAACGUUCCUGAACCUAGUCCAGGUGACCUUCCUGGCCUUCAAGGCAUUCCAGUGGAGGUUCGGGAUAUGGCUGCAAAAAUAGGCUUCGAAAUCGGCCGUAGGCCGUUCCAGCUGUUCUACACAGCAUAUGAUAAAUGGAAGUCGGAUUUCAAGCCGGCUUUUAACAGUCCAGGAUCAGCCAAGGCUACCAUGGACAGCACCCUCUACUAAAUGGGAUUCAGGGAGAGAGACCUUCUUGACCAGCAGCAGGUCAACAGGGUGAGCCUCAAAACGUUCAAGGAGAGUGUCAAGCCCAAGUUGGUUCACGUGGUGCCACCAAACUUCAUCAAUGGGCUUGAGACAGCCUUUGAGGCGGUUGCCAACCCAAACCCCCGGAAGAGGAAGAACAGCUGGGAUAGCCACGAAGGAGAUGGGGGCGACGGUGAACGUGAUGGCACCAAGGAUGCAUCAGGAAGUGGGACUUCACAGGGUGUGCAGCGUGCCAAGAGGUACAUCCUGGAGAAGUUGUACAAGUUCUUCAAUCCAGUCCUGAAGGACUUCAAUUCAGCAUCCAAGAUCUACUUGGAAGUGACCGAAAAGGAAAUUGAGGACUUUGUGGUUAUGCUGGGUGGGCGAGACAGAACCGUGGCUGGCUUCCACUUGGACUCAGAAGCAACCGACCAGGACAUACACGCACGUGUCUGGAAGUCCCUGGUUGAGAGAUGGAACAACCGCAAGAAGUGGAUUGGAAAUCUACAGCAGCAGGCCAAUGUGGAGGGUGAGUACUAAGAGUACUUUGGAAA